CAGAGUCAAAGAAGAGGAAGAAGAACUAGGAAUCCUUCUUCUUCUUCUUCUUGUUGUCCCUCUCCUCAUCUUUGAAGGUGAAGAAGAUGGGUUCUGUGGUCUCAACACAGGUUGAGAAAAGAAAGACACUCCUUACACAGGAGAAAACUCUCUCUGAUCUUAAAAGCACUGGGGUAACCUACCCUGGCUCUGAUUACCAUCCCCAAGACAGGAAAAACUGGAUGUCUGAACUCAACCCAGAGAGUGUUAAGAUCAAUAACAUUGUUUGGCCUGGAACCCAUGAUUCUGCAACCAACAAGAUUGGCAUCCCAUUCAUAACUCGUCCAUUUGCUCAAUGCCAAUCCUUAUCUAUAUAUAAUCAACUUGUGAGUGGCACACGUGUGAUUGACAUUCGUGUGCAGGAGGAUCGUAGGGUAUGCCAUGGAAUUCUCCUAACAUAUAGCAUGGACGUUGUCAUCAAAGAUGUUAAGAAGUUCUUGUCAGAAACUGACUCUGAGAUCAUUAUCCUUGAGGUUAGAACUGAGUUUGGACACGAUGACCCACCUGAAUUCGACAAGUACCUAGAGGAUCAACUAGGUGAAUACCUUGUUCCACAAGAUGAUGGUGUUUUUGAAAAGACCAUUGCAGAGGUUCUACCAAAGAGAGUUAUAUGCGUUUGGAAACCAAGCAAAUCACCACAGCCUAAUGCAGGAAGCCCUUUAUGGAGUGGAGGGUAUCUGAAGGAUAAUUGGAUCAACACAGAUUUGCCAUCAACCAAGUUUGAUAGCAAUAUGAAGUUUCUGAGCGAGCAACAACCUGUUACGUCAAGAAAAUACUUCUACAGGGUUGAAAACACCGUUACUCCUGUGCCUGAUAACCCAGUUCUGUGUGUUAAACCUGUAACGGAACGCAUUCAUGGCUAUGCGAGGCUCUUCAUUAAUCAGUGCUUCUCCAAAGGGUUCGCUGAUAGACUUCAGGUUUUUUCUACGGAUUUUAUAGACCAGGAUUUCGUUGAUGCAUGCGUUGGACUCACCCAUGCAAGGGUUCAGGGUCAAGCCUGAAAAAUUCUCUAAUAUGUUCAUAGCUCAAUUCGGUUUUUCUUUUUCUUCUUGUUGACGGUUUAUGUCUGUUUUGUUAAUCUGGAUCACGGUUGAUGGUUUCAGCUCCUAGAUUUGUUUUUUGUUGCUAUAGAUUUGAUUGAAAAUUCUGAUAUGGAAAUAAACAAUGGUUUGUGUUGUAUUGUCAUUCUUGAUGCAGCUGCUGAGAUUUCUGA
Messenger RNA from Gastrolobium bilobum, 1252 nucleotides. RefSeq lists its product as uncharacterized. Lineage: Eukaryota; Viridiplantae; Streptophyta; Magnoliopsida; Fabales; Fabaceae. The record is from RefSeq and is a predicted model, not a curated record. The transcript has a single exon. Gene Ontology annotation, molecular function: phosphoric diester hydrolase activity. Bases 87 to 1040 code for a protein of 317 amino acids. Gene Ontology annotation, biological process: lipid metabolic process.